AAAAAAAAAAGAGAGAGAGAGAGAGAAGGAACCUAAACAUAUACAGCGAGACAUUUUGCAGAAUCUUUGAGUUCUUCUUCCUCUUCCACUCAUGUCCUCAAUGGAAUCUCUAAAGGUACCAUACGUCAACUCCAGUCAAUCAGAGAUCUGAGCCGCUCAAUCGCAAUCACCGGCUCAUUAGAGGCCUAUCAACGGACGAUAGAAACGCUUUCUCUCCUGUAAAAGCAAUCUGCUGUAAAUUACCCGUAUUUAGCCACAUCAUCAGGUAUGGAGUGUGUUGAUGAGCGAAGAAUAUCAUGUUGCAGUGCCUAGAGGGAAUUAAGCAACUGUUUUCUGUUCUGCUGAGGUGUUGUGAUCUAGAUUUGUGUAAGCAAACAACAGGCCUUGAAGAUCCAGAAAUUCUUGCAAGGGAAACUGUCUUUAGUGUUAGUGAAAUUGAAGCACUAUAUGAGCUAUUUAAGAAGAUAAGCAGUGCUGUAAUUGAUGAUGGGUUGAUCAACAAGGAAGAGUUUCAGUUGGCUUUAUUCAAGACAAAUAAAAAGGAAAGCUUAUUCGCUGAUCGGGAAGUUCCAAGAACCUCAUAUGAUGAUUGUUUGGUUGUAACUCUAACUAUGCAGGUAUUUGAUUUGUUCGACACAAAACACAAUGGAAUAUUAGGUUUUGAGGAGUUUGCACGCGCUCUGUCAGUUUUUCACCCCAACGCACCAAUUGACGAUAAGAUUGAUUUUUCGUUUCAAUUAUACGAUCUCAAGCAACAAGGGUUCAUCGAGAGACAAGAGGUGAAGCAAAUGGUAGUAGCUACACUUGCUGAAUCUGGUAUGAAUCUUUCAGAUGAUGUAAUAGAAAGUAUCAUUGACAAGACCUUUGAGGAGGCUGAUACAAAACAUGAUGGAAAGAUUGACAAGGAAGAGUGGCGUAGCCUUGUUUUACGACAUCCAUCUCUCUUGAAGAAUAUGACUCUUCAAUAUCUCAAGGACAUCACGACUACAUUCCCGAGCUUUGUGUUUCACUCACAGGUUGACGAUACCUGAGGUAUUGCGUAUACUCUAAACUUCAGGAGUCUUUGUUGAGGAUGGUUUGUUCCUUUCUAGACAACAGUGUGGGCCUCCUGAGUUUAGAGGGCCCAGAAGAAAGCUGUCGGUUCAGUUUGUUUAUUGUUAGGAGCUAUAUUUGUGGUGUUUUUCUAUGUUUAAACUCUAUAACAUUCUUUACUUUUUUUCAAAGACGGGGUUUUUGGCUUGAUUUAACAAGGGUUGGAUUGGUUUGUAUGGAGAGUGUUCUUCCAUGAGAUAAAAAGGAAAGAAA
Telopea speciosissima is the source of this 1305-nucleotide messenger RNA. RefSeq names its product calcineurin B-like protein 3. The transcript is spliced from 11 exons. The record is from RefSeq and is a predicted model, not a curated record. Gene Ontology annotation, molecular function: calcium ion binding; kinase binding. Gene Ontology annotation, biological process: calcium-mediated signaling. Bases 297 to 1031 code for a protein of 244 amino acids. NCBI's taxonomy places the organism in Eukaryota, Viridiplantae, Streptophyta, Magnoliopsida, Proteales, Proteaceae.